AUGGUGUCUACCCGGAGCGACUCGUCGGCAUCUUCGUCCAUGACGGCCAGCUCGCCCGUGCCCUCGUCUCUGUCGGCGCUGAACCCGCCGCCGAGUCGACCCUCGUUUGGGAUGCGCGCCCGGUCGGCAUCGCUCCAGAAGGGCGCGGCCGUGCUCAAGGCUCUGGCGCGUGCGCCAGAGGAUCCAGAUUACGAAGUCGAUGAUGAAGACGGGACAGGGGCGGACAAGAACGAAAGAGACAGUGGCUACGCAGAUGAGGAGGAGGCUGGGCUCAGCGAGGAGGCCAAGCAGGCCGGGAGAGCGAACCGCGAGGGGCUCAGACGGCGCGGUGAACAGAGGCAGGUGGAGAAGCUCGUGGGGAAACGAUCCAAGUCGUCCACCUCGUCGAUUCCCAAGAGGCCAUCGGCCUCCAAGACGGGCAGCCACCAGUCGUCAAAGUCAUGGGAGAUUCCCCGCAAGAUCUUUCACAGCAGCAUUGGUUUCCUCGUCCUCUAUCUAUACCUGAGCCACACGGAUCUGAGCCUCAUCGUGCGCAACCUCGCCAUCUUCCUGGGCAUCGUCAUCACGGCCGAUGUGCUCCGGCUCAACAUUCCCUGGUUCGAGGGCGUGUACGAAAAGGUGCUCGGGUUUCUCAUGCGAGAGGCCGAAAAGGAAAAGGUCAACGGAGUCGUCUGGUACCUCGUCGGCGUCAUUACAUGCUUGCACUUGUACCCGGCGGACAUCGCCUGCGUUUCGAUCAUGAUUCUCUCAUGGGCCGACACAUCUGCCUCCGUCUUUGGGCGUCUCUAUGGCUCCAAGACGCCCCCACUUCCGUCGCCACCUUUUGCGACCCGCAAGAGCACCGCGGGUUUCCUUGCUGCCAUCGUCGCAGGCACCUUGACCGCCGCCGUCUUUUGGGCAACGCCCAUCGCGUCUUCGGGCAUGCGAGCCGAGGGGCUCUCCAUCGCCCAUGAUCCUACUGCCUCGGUGCGGCACGCCGUCCUGGGCACCUCUAUCGCGCCUGGAAAGACCGGCACAGGGUGGACAGGGUGGGACUGGGGCUUCCGGCCCUCUGCCCCGGAGAAGUUCCUCGCCUUUUCUUCCUCUUCGCUGCGUGCUGGCGGGCUCAGCAGAAUCAUUCCUAAAAACAUCGGCGCGUCAACGAGCGGCGUCAUGGCUCUGCCCAUUCCUCUCCUCUGCCUCGCCAGCGGCAUUGUUGCAGGUGUGGCGGAGGGCUUGGAGCUGGGCGGCGUGGACGACAAUCUCAGCCUUCCCAUCCUCAGUGCCAUGGGCAUCCAUGCCACACUCGUCUCGUGGGGUUGGUUCGCGUCAACCUUCCUUCGAUGA
Molecule: messenger RNA, 1326 nt
Organism: Acaromyces ingoldii
Lineage: Eukaryota; Fungi; Basidiomycota; Exobasidiomycetes; Exobasidiales; Cryptobasidiaceae
Exons: 4
Coding region: 1-1326 (441 amino acids)
Biological process (GO): phosphatidic acid biosynthetic process
Cellular component (GO): endoplasmic reticulum membrane
Molecular function (GO): ATP-dependent diacylglycerol kinase activity
Source: RefSeq, a predicted model, not a curated record